CUAAAAAUAUGGUAUUUGGAUUGCCUUGGUUUGGUUUGUUUUCAAUUUUUAUCGUGCGCAAUGGCCAGCGAGGAACUAUUUGAGGCUGAAUUCUCGGAAGAACAGGACUUGGAGCGUCAGCAGCCCAUGGAGACCGAGGCGGCGGAGCUAGCGGAAACAGAGGAGGCUUUGGAUAUCACCGAGGAAUCGCCGGAAAAUCCUGAGGCGGAAUCUACAACAGAACAAUUGGCAGAAAAACCAGUGACGAAUGGCAACAAGGGCCCUGCUGAUAACGAAGCCAAGAUGACACAACUGCCGUUGGCCAGGAUACGGAACAUAAUGAAACUGGAUCCGGAUCUGCAUAUGGCCAACAAUGAGGCCGUGUUUAUAGUGGCGAAGGCAGUGGAACUAUUCAUAGCCUCGUUGUCCCGGGAGUCAUAUACCUACACGGCGCAGUCCAAAAAGAAAACCAUACAAAAGAGGGACGUGGAUAUGGCCAUUUCUGCUGUGGACAGUUUGCUAUUCCUUGAUGGAGCCAUGAACUUUUGAACACCCCCACGAAUUAAACUGGAU
Messenger RNA from Drosophila mauritiana, 552 nucleotides. RefSeq names its product DNA polymerase epsilon subunit 4 (gene PolE4). The transcript has 2 exons. The record is from RefSeq and is a predicted model, not a curated record. NCBI's taxonomy places the organism in Eukaryota, Metazoa, Arthropoda, Insecta, Diptera, Drosophilidae. Gene Ontology annotation, molecular function: protein heterodimerization activity. Gene Ontology annotation, cellular component: epsilon DNA polymerase complex; nucleus. The coding region runs from base 61 to 528 and encodes 155 amino acids.